Molecule: messenger RNA, 2277 nt
Organism: Nyctereutes procyonoides (raccoon dog)
Lineage: Eukaryota; Metazoa; Chordata; Mammalia; Carnivora; Canidae
Gene: FOXI1
Product: forkhead box I1
Exons: 2
Coding region: 40-1176 (378 amino acids)
Biological process (GO): anatomical structure morphogenesis; regulation of transcription by RNA polymerase II; cell differentiation
Molecular function (GO): RNA polymerase II cis-regulatory region sequence-specific DNA binding; DNA-binding transcription factor activity, RNA polymerase II-specific
Source: RefSeq, a predicted model, not a curated record
GGUGCCAGGCAGGUGGCUCCGGCCGAGCCCAGCCCCAGCAUGAGCGCCUUCGACCUCCCGGCGCCCUCCCCACCUCGCUGCAGCCCCCAGUUCCCCAGCAUCGGCCAGGAGCCCCCCGAGAUGAGCCUUUACUAUGAGAACUUCUUCCACCCCCAGGGCGUGCCCAGCCCUCAGCGGCCCCCCUCCCUCGAGGGGGGCGGCGAGUACGGGGCCACCCCCAACCCCUACCUGUGGCUCAACGGGCCUGCCAUGACUCCGCCACCCUACCUGCCCGGCACCAACGCCAGCCCCUUCCUGCCCCAGGCCUACGGUGUGCAGAGGCAGCUGCUGCCCGGCGUGUCUGGGCUGGGGGGCGGCGACCUGGGCUGGCUGCCCAUCCCCUCGCAGGAGGAGCUGAUGAAGCUGGUGCGGCCCCCCUAUUCCUACUCGGCUCUCAUUGCCAUGGCCAUCCACGGGGCGCCCGACAAGCGCCUCACCCUCAGCCAGAUCUACCAGUACGUGGCCGACAACUUCCCCUUCUACAAUAAGAGCAAGGCCGGCUGGCAAAACUCCAUCCGCCACAACCUGUCUCUCAAUGACUGCUUCAAGAAGGUGCCCCGCGAUGAGGACGACCCGGGCAAAGGGAAUUACUGGACCUUGGACCCCAACUGCGAGAAGAUGUUCGAUAAUGGAAAUUUCCGCAGGAAGAGGAAGAGGAAAUCGGAUGUUUCCUCCAGUGCGGGAUCCCUGGCCUCUGAGAAGACAGAGAGCAGCCUCCUGGCGGGCAGCCCCAAGACGACAGAGGCCCAGGACAUCUUGGACAGUGCCUCCCCAGGGACCGCCAGCCCCCCGGAGAAGCAGUCCUCGCCUCCCCCACCCGGCACCCCAUGCCUCAACAGCUUCCUCUCCUCCAUGACCUCCUAUGUGAGCGGGUCGAGCCCAGUGAGCCGCCCUGUGGCAACACCAGGACUGAGCCCUGAGCCCACUGACAAAACGGGGCAGAACUUGCUGAACUUCAGCUCCUACACCCCACUCACCAACCUCAGCAGCCAUGGGGGUGGGGGCGAAUGGGCCAACCCCAUGCCCGCCAACACUCUCAGCUACGGGGGCUCUGUCCUCAACCAGUUCAGCCCUCAUUUCUACAACAGCAUCAACACAAACAGUGUCCUCUACCCCAGGGAGGGCACUGAUGUCUAGCUCAGCUCCCGAACCAGACGGACAUGCAGAGGAGUAAAGCACUUGAGACCUCCCAAGCAGGUACCAUUGGGAUCCAAGGCCUCCGACCUGCCCAGAUAUAUACACAGGAAGCUCAGAGGAACUCAUCUUUUUUCUAGGACGUUGUAUAAACCUUCUGUUUAUCUCACAUAUGUCCACGCACACACUCAUCAGCUCUGCAGUGGAAAUACUGAUGCCUGAUAGCAGUAAUCAUGGCGGCCAUUUGUUGAGUUCUUACCCUGUGCCAGGUGCUGUCCUAGAUUAUGUCCUCUUCAGAGACAUAAUCAUCCUUACUAUUUACAGUCACGCUGUGAGGUUCCAAUGAACCUCUUCAUUUAACAGAUGAGGAAACUGAGGCUCCAAGAAGUUAGGUAACUUUCCCAGGAUCUCACAAACUAGUAAGUGGCAGAGCCAUGAAUCAAGUCUAGGUCUAUCUGACCCCCAAAGUUUGGGCCAACAGAGGCAGGGAUGGGGCAAUUGGUCGAGCAGCUAAGAAAGGUCUGUAUGAAAGCACGCCAAUCCUCUACCUUCUGGCUGUCCAUCAAAAUUUAGCCCUAGCCCCAGGCACAUCUUAUCCUGGUCCAAGUCCUUAUUCUGUGGCUCCCGAUUUACUUGCAGACAUUUCUUUUGCUGACACUCAAGGAGGGAAGCCCAGGCCCAGGCCCCUGAAGGAUAGUGGGUCCCACCUCUCCCCACAGAGGGACAUUUCCCAGUCCCAGAGACUGUGAGCAGGGCUGGGAGAGGAGUGCUACACUGCGUACCCCUACCCCAGCACUGUCCAUCCGCAAAAUCUUGUAAAGCCCAGCUUCCUGUGUGCACGUCAUGGACCAGUGAGCUGAAAGUGGCUGAGUCUUCCAAGAGAAACAAGGCUGAAUGAGCACUUCCUUUUUUAUAGUCUGGGAGAGAGGAGUGUGGAAGAAAACAAUGCCUCAAAGGAGGGGUUGUAGCCCACUGCACAGGGCACCAUGCCUACAGCUCCCAAGACUUUUUUCUUGUUUUUAUAUGUACUUUACAUGCCUGUGAUGUGUCAUCCCAGCGCAUCCUGGGAAGUGUUUUUGUGUUCUUAUUUUCUUUUUAAUUAAA